UCUCUGUUAUGGUCCCUUAAGCCUGAGAGAUAGACUGGGAGCCACCUCAUCCACUGAAAACUGCAAAUAUGGAGUAAGCAGAGCAAGACAACAGUAACAAGUCUUCAUUUACUAGUCUUCAAGGCUGUUUCAUGUGAAGAAAGAGAUUCUCACUAUGGAGUCAAACAGAUCAGUGAUGUCCCAUCAGGAUGGAGAGAAAAACCAUCUGAGUUUCAGCUCGAAGUCUGCCUCACGCUAUGGCUCCAUUACUAACAGCCUUUCAUCACUUGCACCAGCACAAGUGCAGAGACCAGCCAUAUCAGCUACACGCUCUAAAAUAGCUGUGGCUGUGCUCUGCUACAUCAACUUGCUCAACUACAUGGAGCGGUAUACAAUAGCAGGUGUCCUUCUCAACAUCCAGAAUUUCUUCGAUAUAAAUGACAGCACAGCUGGACUUCUGCAGACAGUUUUCAUCUGCAGUUUCAUACUUUUGGCACCUAUCUUUGGUUACCUUGGUGACCGGUACAACCGGAAGUUCAUCAUGAUUGGUGGUUUAAGUGUGUGGCUUGUGACUGCAACCAGCAGUUCUUUUGUCACCAAGACGUACUUCUGGUUUCUGGUGCUGAUGCGAGCCCUGGUGGGGACAGGAGAGGCCAGUUACUCCACCAUUGCUCCCACCAUCAUAGGAGACCUCUACAGCGGAGCUCAGCGGACUGUCAUGAUCUCUGCCUUCUACAUCUUCAUCCCAGUCGGAAGUGGUCUUGGAUAUAUAGCAGGGUCAUCCAUAGCCACUCUUACAGGGGACUGGCGCUGGGCGCUUAGGCUCACUCCCAUCUUGGGCACAGUGGGACUUAUACUGCUGAUCUUCUUGUGUCCGAAUCCCCCAAGAGGGGCUGCAGAGACCCAGGGAGAGGGAAUUGUAGGGCAGAGCACAUACCUUGAGGAUGUCAAGUACCUUGUGAAAAAUAAAAGUUUUGUGUGGUCAUCGAUGGGAGUGACAGCAAUGGCCUUCCUAACUGGCGCCUUGGCUUUUUGGACGCCUACUUUUCUGUCGAGAGCGCAGGUCACUCAGGGAAUCCGACCGCCGUGCACCAAAGAGCCCUGCGACACCUCAGACAGCUAUAUCUUCGGUGCUGUGACGGUGGUGACAGGCAUUAUUGGAGUGUGUCUCGGCAGUGCUUUGUCCAGGUGUUUGAGGGACAAGGUGCCCAAUGCUGACCCGCUCAUCUGCGCUGUGGGCAUGCUGGGAUCUGCCCCCUGCCUCUUCAUGCUCAUCUUCCUUGCAUCCACAAGCAUCCCAGCCACUUAUGUGAUUAUUGCCAUUGGAGAGACUUUGUUGUCACUGAACUGGCCUAUCCUGGCUGAUAUACUCCUGUAUGUUGUCAUACCGACCAAAAGGGCAUCAGCUGAGGCUCUGCAGAUUACAGUCUGUCAUCUCCUGGGUGAUGCUGGGAGUCCUUAUCUAAUAGGAGCGAUCUCAGAUGCUAUAAGCGUGUACAAGCCUGACUCCUACGAGUGGAGGUUCCUCAGUCUGAAGUACAGCUUCCUGCUCUGUCCUUUUAUUGGUGUGCUGGGUGGACUGUUUUUCCUCAUGACCGCCCUCUAUAUUGCCAAAGACAGGAGGGCAGUUGAGCUGUUGGUUGAAGGAAAUCCUCCACCACUGCAGGCCUCUACAUCUGAGCCUACCAUGGAGCCAAGCACAGAGGCAAAGCUGGAAACUCAGUAACAGCCUUCAGUACUGGAUGUUACAGUAUAUUUAGGCUACAAAUACUCAGGAAAAUAAAUGUGGUGUUGGAUGUUGGAACUGUCUUAAAAUAUAUUUUUUAAAAAUAAUAAUUAAUUUUAAAUUUUACAACAACAUCCUGAUGACCAAUUUAGAAAAAAAUGACUUCAUUGUACAUGUGUGUAGAAUUUAUUCAAGCCACUGGCACUUUUUGAGUGAUCAGAAGGUUUUGCCUGACCACUGUUUGUUCAUUUCAGACUGCUUUUUCCCUUUGUUAAUUUUGGUUAAUGUGAAACUGUGAACAGGGUUGCCAAUUAAUUUGUCUCAGACUUUGGCAUUGUAACUAAUGCUAAUUUUGACCAUAAUUUCUUUUCUUGUCCUGCACAAGUUAGUUCAUUUUUCAUUCCUCUUGCUUGUUCAGAAAGAUUAGUCAAUGCUAACUCAACGCCACUGCUGCCACUUUUUACCACUUUGCAAAUGGUGAAGAGGAUAUAGGAACAGACUGAGAAAACAGUCAUCCACGUUUGCUUUGUGUGACAUUCCACAUUUUUGCCCUGUCCUCUUAUAGCAGUGCCUCAGUGUAGGCAGCACCAAGAAAGACAAGCCCCAUCCUCCCCGUAACCCUAUUGCUGUUAUCAUAUUACCUCCCUUUUGGUGGCACUGUUGUACUUGAAAAGUAAAAGCUUAUAUUUUCUAAGAAAAAAAAGCUGUUUCACUGAAUUACUUUUCUCUCUGGAAUCUUUAUUUCCAUCCAGAAACACAAACUUGCAAAAGAAAACAGUUGUAGUUUUAGGUAUUAUUGUGUAAAGCUUUGAUGCUGCAAGCAAAAGCAACCAAGACAUGCUGUAUUGCUUUGGUGGCUGAUUUGUGAAGAGAAGUCUUGAGUGGCCCACAACCCUAUUCAGCCAUUGUUUAUGCAAAAUGCAACAUGAUUUUGUCUUACAAAAUUUGUUCUGUUUCUACCACAAUAGUGGUUGUAUUAUUAAGAAGGAAUCAAUACUGACCCUUAAAAAGGUAGAAGUGAAAAAGCUGACUCUUCAUUGCUGCAAACAACAAGAAAUUGUUGUGGACAGGAUGUUCCCCAAUUGCAUUCAUUCAAAAAAGAAAAAAAAAAAAAAAAACUUUAAAAGACUUUUUCUGCAAGUGACAGCUCAGCCCACAAGAGUAUACAAUUGCUGACAUUUACCAGAAUUUCAAAACGGUCAGCCAAGGCCUGGCCUUCAUGAUUCUCCUGUACAUGCUGACACCAGCCCAUGCACAAGCAGCCGUUUUGAGCUGCAGCUUCCCCUGACUCCAAAUCAGUCUACACAAACCCCAGGCAGAAUACGGUGAAUUUGUCCAAGCAUCCAUACUAAGGAGCAUCAGACUGACCUCUCUGUUUAUGACUGUCCCAGUCUGCAUGCAGCUGCUGCCUGCUAAUGAGCACUGCAAGAGGCCUGAGGCUGGACCACAACAU
Molecule: messenger RNA, 3158 nt
Organism: Myripristis murdjan (pinecone soldierfish)
Lineage: Eukaryota; Metazoa; Chordata; Actinopteri; Holocentriformes; Holocentridae
Gene: spns3
Product: SPNS lysolipid transporter 3, sphingosine-1-phosphate (putative)
Exons: 13
Coding region: 155-1705 (516 amino acids)
Biological process (GO): transmembrane transport
Cellular component (GO): membrane
Molecular function (GO): transmembrane transporter activity
Source: RefSeq, a predicted model, not a curated record